AGCAGUUCCGCCGUGUCCGCCGUCGACUCCUUUCACAGACCACAGUAAUCGCUUGGACGCCAAUCACGUACGUUUAUCCGACGAAAAAAUAAAAAAACAAUAACCACUCCUCGUCAGUAGAAAAAAUAAAUAAAUAACUCGGCUUGCAGUUUUCGAACGAGACUUUAUUAUAAAAAUAAGUGCGAUUGUUUUCUAUUGAAAAUAUCAUAUUAUUACAAUUGUAUAUUCCAGUAAUAACCGCACGUUAAAAGAUGUCUCACACGGUGACGGUUACUAGAACAACGACAUCCACGACGUCCGCCAUAAUCUUAAACACCGGAUACGUCAAAUCCAUACCAGGUCUACUGAAACUGGCCGAAGUCAUUUUGGGAGCAAUCGUUUUGACUUUGCUCAUCAUCAACAGAGAAUAUUUAUGUACUUGUUGGGUGUAUGGACAUAACACGCACAUAUUCUUCCUGUCGAUCAUAACUACAUUUUUCAUCGCCAGUUUGAUCUUGCUGAUAUCUUGUUUGUUGUCCAUCUCAACCGGACCCAUUAUAUCCAAAACGAAUUUCGAAUUUAUAUACCAUGGUACAGGAUUCAUUCUCUUGUUGGUUGCUGCAGUGUACUUACUGAUUGAGACAAACAACAACAACCGUUAUGCAAACAACCAUUUCGUCAUAGCAUCAAUUUUAGCGUUCAUUAUGGCCGCGUUCUACUUGCUGAGCUCCAUCUGGGGUUACCGGUCGUACAGAGGACCUUAAGCAGUCCUUAACAACUUCUUGAACUUCUUUUGCACAUACAAGGAGCACGGCCAAACGAAUAUUAGUCAUGAGAACCACCAAUUUGCAAACUUCACGGCGCACAUCGUCUUCAGCUUAGCAUAUAUUAUUAUUAUUAUUUAUAGUACUAUUAUGAUUAAUAUUUAUUUUUCUUUAAAUUACGCUACGAGUUAUAUAUAAAUAUAAAUUACUAUUGUUUGAAUAUUAUGUUUAAGGUUCCUCCAAACCGUGUCUCCUCCAAACCUCGAGUAUUAACUACAGCUAUUGGCAACUUUGGUAUAGUUAUACCAAAAAUUUCUUUGAUCUGGCUUGACGGUUAGUUGUUUAUGAAGUUAUACUCGCAGGUGCGAACUAAUAAAUUAAAUUAUAUAAUAUAUAUAUAUAUUACCUAUGAUGAUAUUAUUCGAGUUUAGUGAACGAUUUCGCGUACAAUUUUAUUAUUAUAUUAUAAUCGCAUUUAAAAAAACAUAGUAUGUGAUUUCUCGCUGUGCCUUAAGUAUUUUUUUCAUAUUUAUAAAUAUUUACAAGUGCCUUACAAUAAUGUAAAAACGGAACCAAAACACGCGUGCUCGUUUAUUCAUUAAUGUUACUAAUAAGACGUAAUAUUCGUUAUUAAUUUAUGGAAUUAUAUAUUGUUUUCAUUAUUUUAACACAACUAAAAAUAAUUAACUUUAGAGAUAUUUUUUUUAAUCAAUAAAAUUUCUACAGUGGCA
This is a messenger RNA of Adelges cooleyi (spruce gall adelgid), 1474 nucleotides long. Its product is annotated as CKLF-like MARVEL transmembrane domain-containing protein 8. Gene Ontology annotation, cellular component: membrane. NCBI's taxonomy places the organism in Eukaryota, Metazoa, Arthropoda, Insecta, Hemiptera, Adelgidae. The coding region runs from base 252 to 743 and encodes 163 amino acids. The transcript is spliced from 5 exons. The record is from RefSeq and is a predicted model, not a curated record.